Molecule: messenger RNA, 357 nt
Organism: Perkinsus marinus ATCC 50983
Lineage: Eukaryota; Perkinsozoa; Perkinsida; Perkinsidae
Exons: 5
Coding region: 1-357 (118 amino acids)
Source: RefSeq, a predicted model, not a curated record
AUGUCGGCCUCUGUGAAGCGACAAAUGCAGAGAGGUUAUUUCCCUGAUGCUCGUCCAGGAGCAGUAGUAGCAGUAGAUCCUCCAACACCAACAUGGGCUAAAGGGAGGAGGAGUAUCGCUGAGAUGAUGGAGACAAACGAUGUGAUGUCCCCUAUAGCUGGCGAGAAGGGAGGGGCCAUGGAAGUAGACGUGCGAAGGGCAGUUGGUGAGGGCGUGGUUAAACGGCUGAGGAGUUUAGAGUCGCCGCCUAGAUUCGAUGACCAGUAUCCGAUCUCGGAGUACGAUGAGGGAGCUGAUGAGCAUUCUGAGGAUGCGAGAGGGAAGGUGGCUUGUGACAAAAAUCUUGGCAGUGCGUAG